Wasmannia auropunctata (little fire ant) is the source of this 1623-nucleotide messenger RNA. RefSeq lists its product as uncharacterized. Bases 217 to 921 code for a protein of 234 amino acids. The record is from RefSeq and is a predicted model, not a curated record. Gene Ontology annotation, cellular component: septate junction; membrane. NCBI's taxonomy places the organism in Eukaryota, Metazoa, Arthropoda, Insecta, Hymenoptera, Formicidae. The transcript has 4 exons. Gene Ontology annotation, biological process: regulation of tube size, open tracheal system; septate junction assembly.
UUAUCAACAGACGGAGAAGAACCACCUGUUGGUAAAGUAUGUUAACGUCUUUCUGUUGGUAGUAUUGAUAACAGCGCGGCGUGAAGCCAUUGGGUGUGGCGAAAAUCUCGAUAGAGAGGUGCGGACUGCGGUGACGAACGAAAACAAUAAUCGUGAACGAACGAAUUAUACGAGUCCAGUCAGUCAGUCUCACGUUGGCCUUUCUAAAAGGCCAUCAUGACGGCGGACAAGCAGGAUUAUCACCGAGCGUCCAACGCGGCCGUUUUCGGCGGUGGGCUCUCGUUCGUGGCGCUCUUCCUCCUGAUGAUGGCCUUCAUAAGUCCGUAUUGGAUAGAGUCGUAUCAGGAGACGUUCAGCAACUUCAAGCACAUGGGACUGUGGGAGUAUUGCUUCGAGCAAUUCCGUUAUCCCUUCUAUCAGUUCGACAAGCAAUUCGACGGCUGUCACCAUAUAUUUUCGCAAGAGUAUUACGUCAUAAGAGAGUGGCUGCUGCCGGUGUGGCUCAUGAUCGUGCAGGCGUUCGUCACGCUGGCCCUGAUGUUCUCCAUCUUCUCCUUCCUCGUGGUCGCCCUGAUCUGGACACGUUGGCCGUUGAGAUUCGUCCUGCAUUACGAGUGGAUCCUGUCGUCCGUCGCGUUCGUGUGUGACGCAGUAGCCGGCGCGCUUCUCUUCCUGGCGGUCUCGAUAUUCGGCGGGCAGUGCUGGCGUCGGGACUGGUUGAUGUAUCCGAAUUUCAAUCACCUGUCGUGGUCGUACGGACUCGCGGUCAUAUCGUUCAUGAUCCACACGUUCGCCGCGUUCUUCCUCUAUCUGGACGCGCGGACGGGUUACCGAUUGCGCAAGGAGUCCCGCAACUUGGUGAUGCAGAUGCAACCGAAUCCGCAGUCUCAUCACGGGCCGCCACGAAGCGGAUACGUAUAAUGUAACGACAAAUCGAGGUGCUCUUGACGAAAAAAUUUUAUUUCCGCGUAAAGCUCUUAACGUUUAUUUCUAAUGAACAAGCGAAGGAUCUGUCUCUGAGGAAAGACUUGUACACUAUCUGUGUUCGAUUUCAAUCCGUCCACUUAUAUUUGUUCAUUGAAAAUAAUGACGAUACGCAAGCUCUGUGUGCUUUGUAUAUGCAAGCUCUUAUCGUUAUUUUUCAUGAAUAGAUCCGUGAAAAGAGUGGUCGACCGUAGUCGCGGCAGGUCCCGGGUUUCGAUCCCGACCCUCAUUCCCAGUAUGCCUCACUCUUAAAGAGAUUGAUUCGAAGAGUUGAAAGUUGAGCGAAGAGAAUAUAGAGGUGAAUGAUAAAAUCUGUUUCGGGAAUCUGUAUUUCAUUUGUAUUUACAUUUAAUUUAAUCUUUUAAGAACACGUGCGCUAGAAUUGUCGCCUUCUCUCUCUUGAACUAAUUAACUUACACUCGAUUUUCUUUAGGCUAAUUAUGCUUAUGCGUGAAUAAUAUCCGUCCAUUGUUACAUAUUCACGCGCGCACAUAAUUUUUUUGUAUAUCUCAAUUUUGAUAUAUAUAUAUUUUAUAAAUAUAUAAUACGUAUACAUGAUAGAAUUACAUAAUUUGAUUUAUAAAUGUGUAGGAAAUUAAUAAACGAAAACAUAUUUUGUUUCGUGAACGAAACGAUAAA